CAUUUUGCCUGGGAAAAUGAAAGAGCUCAGUCUCCAUGGCGACCCAGGUGGGCGGGGAGAAAGCAGCUCAAAAGAAAAAAAAAAAGCAACAACAAAAAACGUUGGCCAAAACUUUCCCAGCUCCAGGCUCAGAUGCGAGCCAGUCGAAUCCCCUUGUGGAGGGUCCUAAGACAUUGACUCUGCCCAACUUCCUCUGGGUAACCCACGAGGGGGCGCCUAGAACGGCCCGAGACCCCCUCCGACCGCCCCCUAGAUACCCAGGGGCUGCCCAGAUGGUUCCCGCGGCGGGUUCCGGCUUCAGCACCACGGCCAGAGCACUGGCGCGCAGGGAUUCCCCCCAGCCGGGGAGGCGGCUGAGUGAUGGAUAUUAGCGCCUGUGGUCUGCAAAAGUGCCAGUGGCUCUCUACAACCGCGUCCCCAACUCCCUGGCCCUACAGAAUCUGGAUAGCUGAUUCCGCGGGCUGGCGGGGGACCCAGAAGUUUGCAGAGCCUCCUAUUCAAACACGGCAGGGUAUCCCGACAGCUCUGCAAAAUUAAAAACCACUCCCCCACCGAAAGACCCCAACACCCGUUGAAACUUUCUGUCCAGUGCAGAUGGUGGGGAAAACUGCCUUUUAAAAACACAUACCCCUCCUAUCUGGGGCUCCUUACACCCAGGAGGGACGAGGGGUCAGUUUACAGUUAGGCCGAACCAGUCCUAAUUAAUUCUAAGGAGAACAGGCGAGCUGCAGGGGAAGGAAGCAAGCGGGAGUGUUAAUGAGGUGAGACCCCGUGGCCCUUUUCUCCGCGGGAGCUUCUGAGCACCGGCCUGCAUUUCCAAGGCUGCCGGCGCAGGGAGCUGGGAGACAGGAAAAGCACAAAGGAGCAAACGCAACCAUGGCCAAGUUGACAGAAUCCAUGACUAACGUCCUAGAGGGCGACUCCAUGGACCAGGACGUCGAGAGCCCCGUGGCCAUUCACCAGCCAAAGUUGCCUAAACAAGCCAGGGACGACCUGCCCAGACACAUCAGCCGAGACCGGACCAAGAGGAAGAUCCAGAGGUACGUGCGCAAGGACGGCAAGUGCAACGUCCACCAUGGCAACGUGAGGGAGACCUACCGCUACCUGACCGACAUCUUCACCACCUUAGUGGACCUCAAGUGGAGAUUCAACCUGCUGAUCUUCGUCAUGGUUUACACAGUGACCUGGCUCUUCUUCGGGAUGAUCUGGUGGCUAAUCGCUUACAUCCGAGGAGACAUGGACCACGUAGAGGACCCCUCGUGGACUCCCUGUGUCACCAACCUCAAUGGGUUCGUCUCUGCUUUUUUAUUCUCCAUAGAGACAGAAACCACCAUCGGCUAUGGCUACCGGGUCAUCACGGACAAGUGCCCCGAGGGGAUUAUCCUCCUCUUGAUCCAAUCCGUGCUGGGCUCCAUCGUCAAUGCGUUCAUGGUGGGCUGCAUGUUUGUGAAAAUAUCACAACCCAAGAAGAGGGCAGAGACCCUGGUCUUUUCCACCCAUGCAGUGAUCUCCAUGCGGGAUGGGAAGCUGUGCCUGAUGUUCCGCGUCGGCGACCUCAGGAAUUCCCACAUCGUGGAGGCCUCCAUCAGGGCCAAACUGAUCAAAUCCAAACAGACCUCGGAGGGGGAGUUCAUCCCUCUGAACCAGACAGACAUCAACGUGGGCUAUUACACCGGAGACGACCGGCUGUUUCUGGUGUCACCGCUCAUCAUCAGCCACGAAAUUAACCAGCAGAGCCCUUUCUGGGAGAUCUCCAAGGCCCAGCUGCCCAAAGAGGAACUGGAAAUCGUGGUCAUCCUCGAGGGAAUGGUGGAAGCCACAGGUAUGACCUGCCAGGCGCGCAGCUCCUACAUCACCAGUGAGAUCCUCUGGGGCUACCGCUUCACGCCCGUGCUCACGCUGGAGGACGGCUUCUACGAGGUGGACUACAACAGCUUCCACGAGACCUACGAGACCAGCACCCCCUCCCUCAGUGCCAAAGAGCUGGCCGAGCUGGCCAGCAGGGCCGAGCUGCCCCUGAGCUGGUCCGUGUCCAGCAAGCUCAACCAGCACGCGGAACUGGAGACGGAGGAGGAGGAGAAGAACCUGGAGGAGCAGACGGAGAGGAAUGGUGAUGUGGCCAACCUAGAGAACGAAUCCAAAGUGUAACCCCACCACCACCCCCCCACCACCACCUUCCCCCGCACUGGACAACUCCGUCUCCUCUCUCCCGUCCUCGCAUCCUCCUCUCUGUCUCUUCUAACUCCGCUCUUUUCUUUGUUUCUCUUUCAUCUCGGCAUCCUCAGAAAACAGGUCUCCAAGGUGUAAAAUCCCUACCUGCCCUGGCUCAGUUUCUUUGGAUUGACAAGGUAGACGCGGAUUCGGUUACGGUGUCCACGCUGGUUGGUCUUCCUAAACACCACCUGCCCAACUCCUAGAGAUUUUUAGCUUCUGUUGUCCAGUACCAGAUUAUUCAAGAGGGCGUGUGUGAGAUUCGACUCGGGACAAGAUAUGUGCGGUCUCUGGUUCUUAUUCACUAAGCUCUGAGACACCGAGCCAGCCUCUCGCUGGUCUGCAUCCUGGUGAAUCUCACGCCCAGGGCCAGGUGCAAACACGAGUGCAAGCCUGAAGCAGGCAGUGCACUUCUAGCCCAGGUGAGCUGAAGGUAACACCCUGUACAUAUCUAUGCCUUACAUCCCUUUUUUUUUUCUGCAGUUAAUAAAAUCCAGCAUGUACAAAAAAAAAAAAAAGACUGUAGAACAGAACUUCUAAAUAUUGUACAUAGGUGUAUCAUUCAUAUAGGUUUAGAUACAUACCUUUAGAAAUAAGAAGCAAAAAAAAAAAUAAAAAUAAACCCGUCCCCAUAUGCAGUAGGCAUUUCUGUUCUGAUGUUUCCGUGUUGCUGUCUCUCCGUUCCCGCUGGCCCCUGGAUGCAUGGCCUUCAUUCCGUGUUUUUACCCAACAGCCCUUCUGGAACCUCACUGUUCCCUGCCGACCCUUCCCUCGAUCUAAUAAGCCAUCGUCUGGGAGAAGUUGGGGACGGGGGUCCAGGAGAUGGCAAAACCCACCACCCACACGCUGAUAAACUGGGAAAUGUUUACACACUGAGGUUCCUACAGCCAGGACCUCACUGCCUAAGUGGGAGCGAAUUCCCAGAGUGGGCAACUCUGGCGUGUCACCCAGGAGGCUUAUGCUCCCCUCUAUAGAACGGUAGUGUGGGGUCGGAGCAAUAGCUCAGCGGGUAGGGCAUUUGCCUUGCACACGGUCAACCCGAAUUCGAUCCCCGGCAUCCCAUAGGGUCCCCCGAGCACCGCCAGGAGUAAUUCCUGAGUGCAGAACCAGGAGGAACCCCUGAGCAUCGCUGGGUGUGACCCAAAUAAAGCAAAAGAAAAGAAAAGAAAGAACAGUAGCGUGGCCAGCUGUCCCGCAAGGCCUGUGCUUCUCCUGGUCUUCUGCUCUAUAAUCCCAGAUAUGCCCAGUGUCGAAAGGGGGCAGGGUACGUGAACAGAAGCUGACGGGAACCUAAGGCCAUAUAUUCAGGAAGGCCAGAAGCGACUGACUCCUUUGCCCGGCUCUUCCUGACCCUGAGGGCUAAUCCAUCCACACUGCUUGCAUUAGCAUUUAUUCUUAUUUCUUUCUUGUGCUGUUCAGAAAUGGUCGAGGGUUUUUUUUGUUUUUGUUUUUGUUUUUGUACUUAAACCGGCAAUCUUGGUGGCCAUCAAAGAAAUCUCCCUCAGAGAAUGCCACAGGUUAGGCAGCCAAUCAAAUCCAAAGUGUCUCUCAGUCAAAGGAAAACAAACAUCUACAGCCUUAAUUCACUUUAAUUUGAAAAAAUAAUAAUAAUAAUGUGGGAAGAAAGGAAGGAAGGAAGGAAGGAAGGAAGGAAGGAAGGAAGGAAGGAAGGAAGGAAGGAAGGAAGGAAGGAAGGAAGGAAGGAAGGGCAUUUUGUAUCGAAAAGGUAAAUUUUAACAUGAAAAAUAAAUCCAAAUGUAAAAUCAAGAAAACAUGAAGGAUCUUAGCCAAAACGUCGAGGGCAGGUGGAGAUUUUGCACUGUCUCAGCUCUUUCCCUUACUUUUACAUUAUAAGCUGCUUGUUCCCUGGCAUCGUCCCUCAUCAUAAAAACUCGCUGACUGCUCCGGGCUCCUUCCCACCCCCUCACCCCAGCUCUGCUCAGUUUGAGACUUGAAAGCUCUCAAACUAGCUCCCCUGCCCAGUGUCCUUCCUUGCCUGCCCUGUCCCCAGGGGAGAGGUCUCUUCUGUUUGGGGAUCUUGUCUGCUGAAGGGCGUGUCCCCGAGAGACAAAGAAAGUGGCUCUGCUAUUCCUCCUGGUGGGGGGUCUCUCUUCCUCUCCUCCCUGAGACUUCAUCAUCGGGAGAACUGCUUCUUGGCACAGAAACAAAACUGUGUGUUGGUCCGAGCCCUUUCCUGUCUGCCAACAUCUCACUUUUUUGCAUUGAGCAUCUGUUGGAUCGUUUCUUCAUUCCGCAUACUCUAAGGAGGAGGUCGUGGUGGGUCGGGAGGAGGAAGCCCCCCUCGGGGCGGUGGGAGGGACCGUGGCCUUACCUUGCUGUAGCCUUAUGGAGGGGGCGUCUAACCCGGGGUAGCAGUGCCCGCCUCCCUCCCACAAGGCGAGGCAGGGCUGGGAAGCCUGCUGAGUUGGCUCCUGAGGGUGCGUUGGGCCCGCUCGGAAUCCAUGACUGAGGCUCAAAAAGCAACAAGUCCUGUUGUUCGGUUAAGAGCAAAGCCCCGGACCUUUAGCACAACCAAGCGGGGUGGGGUCUCCGACACACAUCAGUUCUCCACCCCUUGGCUGUGGAGUCUCUCCCAGCAUCUCGCUGUCUUUGGCAUCUGAGUGUUGGAGACAGAAAAUGAACCAAAUCUCGUUUUUUGUAAUGUGAGCCUCUGAAUCUUUAAAGGAGGAUCAGAACCUUUUGCUAGAAUGUCCCUAUCGAACAUGUCUAUUUUUCUACCGUUCUUGAUAACACAAUUUAGCAGUGUAUUUUGUGUCAACUGUUAACAUUUGGAAAUGAAAGGAGAGCGUGAAGACUGGACUCUCUGAGCAGCCGGGAUUGAACGGUGAUUUUCGCGAAGAUUGUUCGACCGAGAGGACCCCACAGUUUCUCCUCCACGCCAUCCAGCCCUCCCUCCCUCAGUCUCUUCGCUCGCAGAGUGCUAGGAAACUAAAUGAGCCUAUUCCUAUGCCACAGGACCAGUCACUGGGGAUGGUCACGCUCAACUUCCUGUUUUGAAUCCAACACGGCGAGAACCGUUUAGCCAGAAAAAAAAAAAAAAAACUUUGACCGGAAGGUUUAUGGUUUGCCACAGUUGACCCCAGUCUGGUUGGUUGUGGUUGUGGUCGUGUCUAAAGGACAUUUAUUGGAAGCAUGACCUCCCCAAGGGCUGCUGAGACCCUUAGAUUCUCGUCCCUAGCCACCUCCACGUGCCGCCCCCGUGGAAGGACACCUCUGUGUUUCUAAACCAACUUGAUGUAACCAAUAAAAGUGUUUAUGUUCCGGUCAUCCCAAAGCCACAC
Molecule: messenger RNA, 5513 nt
Organism: Sorex araneus (European shrew)
Lineage: Eukaryota; Metazoa; Chordata; Mammalia; Eulipotyphla; Soricidae
Gene: KCNJ6
Product: potassium inwardly rectifying channel subfamily J member 6
Exons: 4
Coding region: 877-2148 (423 amino acids)
Biological process (GO): regulation of monoatomic ion transmembrane transport; potassium ion import across plasma membrane
Cellular component (GO): plasma membrane
Molecular function (GO): G-protein activated inward rectifier potassium channel activity
Source: RefSeq, a predicted model, not a curated record